This is a messenger RNA of Tigriopus californicus, 1831 nucleotides long. RefSeq lists its product as uncharacterized. Gene Ontology annotation, cellular component: membrane. NCBI's taxonomy places the organism in Eukaryota, Metazoa, Arthropoda, Copepoda, Harpacticoida, Harpacticidae. The record is from RefSeq and is a predicted model, not a curated record.
CGAAAGAAAAUGUCUUACAGCAACACGCUGAAAGAUCUCUUCUACAAAAAGGAAACCCAAGAGAGGAGUGUGGCUGUUCUGGCGGCGGCCACGCAUAAUGUCUCUACUCCAGCCAUUGUUGUGGAUCAUCCGAGCAGCGAUGAAGGCGGAGAAUCGCCAUUGGGCUCACCCCAAUCGGUACGGAGGAAAAAGCAUCUGUCGCCUUUGGACUUGAGGCUCUCCAUCGGGAGCUUAUCCGCUCCAGCUUCGCCAACGCCGAGUUUGAGAUCGCGGAGCUCCACCUUUUUCCGCAUGCACAGUGCGUCACUUACCUCUCUCUUUGAGAAAGACAGACGUCAGCAGCUCGUGGAGAGCCAUAUGGGUCUGGCUUUGGCCUUGCUGAGCGCCAUCCUGAUGUCGGUUUAUUCACACAUGUAUAAGCAGAUUAGCGAUCAAAUUGCCAAACCCACUGUGCUUAUACUACGAGGCGUGAUUCAAGCAAUGGUCAUGUUUCUGAUUGCACAACGGUCCAACACGCCUCUGAAGGCCAAGAAUGUCCCUCCGGGCACGACUUUUUGGCAAAAGUACAAGGUCUAUAUGAUUCUUUUGACCGUGGUAUUGAUUGGAGGCAUCCGAUUGUGUUUAAUCUUUGCUGGUCUGCAACUCAUUCACAUGUCGACGGUUCACACAAUCCUGAAUGGAUCUCCUAUCCUUGUGAUGGUUUUGUCCCAUUUCUUGCUUCAAAACGAUCGCUUUUCGUGGGUCAAGGGCCUUUCUUGUGUGCUACUUGUGGGUGGAGUUGUACUCAACUUCCAGCCCUACAAAUGGUUGAACGACAAAUUUGAAAUUGGUUUUGGGUUGGGCGUAGCCUUCAGUUUGGGAGCAUUGGUGUUCUCCGCCUGUGGGUCGGUGUUCACAAAGAUGAUCACCAAAAACUUCAGCAAGCUUCACAUCGCCGCCUACAUCGGUCUAAGUAUCUUGGUGGUGGCGUUACUCUCGUUGCUCACGGACUCGUUGGUUAUGAACUUGGUCAAAGGAGACGUGGACCCCGCCUUGGAAGACCAACUUUUGGACAUUUUUCCCAAUACUACUAUUCUUGAGGAUCACGAUGGCCUUGAUGUGGCCUGCAUCGUGCGAAAAAUCCUGGAUGAAUACCAACUGAAUACGACCUCGUUCGAGAUGGAGAAUAGCACUAGCAUCCCAGAGGAUGUGAGACAUGCUUGUCUGAUCAAAGAGCCCCCGCUCCUGCCCAUACAUCCUGGGGUCUGGAUCAAUGCCAUCUUCGUAGGAAUCAUGGGCAGCAUUCAACAAUUUUGCAUCAUUGCCGCACUCCAGAAGGACAAACCCUCGAAAGUGACCAUGGUGCGGUCAUUGAACAUUCUCAUUUCUUUUACCAUUCAAAGCUCUACAGAUGCAAUGCCCAACCCCUUGGAGGCGAUAGGAGCCCUCCUCGUUCUGGUGGCCAUCACUUUUGUCGCCUUCGAGGCUCCGGUUACCAAGGCGAUGCAAGAAAUCCCUUGUAUUGGCAAAUACCUAAAGAAGGAGGAGGCUCCCCCUCCAGGACCCCUUCGGAAAGGGCUCACACCUAGCAUCUCGAAAAAGAUUGCAGACUCGAAUCAAAACAAGCAAUCCAAGGAGACAUCGAGCCAGUCCAAGACUAAAUCAGAACAACAGAAACAAGACGAUGCGAAUAAGGACGCGGGCAGGGCUCUCAGAAUCUACCCUUUGCCAGGACAGGCAAAAUAACACCUUCCCAUCUCAAGUGUUUGUUUCCGCAUUCACACCUUCUGGUUUUCUAUGGAAAUCCCUUUGGAAGCACCAACUUUUAACGCCGCAGACCUCUUAUAUUUAU